AUGGGCUCAAUACAACGCCCCGUUCGCAUUGCGAACUGCAGCGGAGCUGUUCCAGAUCCAGGAACACAUAUGCAAGUCAUCAAACAUACAUACCUAACGACCCUUCAAUCUAAUCCCAAAAAUCCCAGGUACAACCAAGCCAAAUACGGGCCUGUUGACGUAAUAACAGGCGACUACCUCGCAGAAAUCAAUCUCGGAAACGACGCAGAAGCCUAUCAAAAAGGCGAACAUCCAGGCUGGUGUCAAACCGCCUGGGACGGAAUCGAAUUAACAGCCGACCUCAUCGCAGAAAAACGUAUCAAAGUCGUGAUCAACGGAGGGUCCUUGAACCCCAAAGGUCUCGCUUUGAAAGUGAAUGAUUUGGUAAGAUCGAAGAAUUUGGAUUUGACGGUAGCUUACGUUGAAGGCGAUGAUUUGUUGCCGAGGAUCGAGGAAAUUUUGAAGAGAGAUGAGGAGAAAGGUGGGUUGGCGCAUCUUGAUACGAAUCAUCCGAAGGUGGAGUUGGCGAAAGAUACGAGUGUGUUCUUGGAUCCAGAGAAUCGGGAACGGAAUCGGAUAGUUUCUGCGAAUGCGUAUCUUGGUGGGAGAGCGAUUCGGAAAGGGUUGGAAGAGGGCGCUGAUAUUAUCAUUUGUGGGAGAGUUGCGGAUGCGAGUCCGGUAAUUGGUGCAGCGGCUUGGUGGCAUCAAUGGCGCGAUGACGACUUCGACGCUCUAGCCGGAGCGCUCAUCGCAGGACAUUUGAUCGAGUGUUCGACUUACAUCACAGGAGCGAAUUUUGCCGGAUUCUACGAAUAUGAGAUUCCGGAACUUUUGAAUUUGAUCCCGGCGAUUGUGGAAGUUGAGGCGAAUGGUGAUUGUAUUGUGACGAAACACGAAGGGCCGAAUGGAUUUGUGACGGCUGAUACUGUCAAGUGUCAGUUCUUGUAUGAAUUGCAAGGGAAUAUUUACCUGAACUCGGAUGUCAAAGCGGAUACAACGCAUAUCAAGAUCGAAGAUGUGGGGAAGGAUCGUGUGAGGGUGUCUGGCACGAAAGGGCACCCGCCUCCUUCUACGACGAAGUUGGCUGUGUUCUAUAAGGGCGGGUAUCAGUGUGAGUUGCUACUCAAUGCUUCAGGGUAUGCUACCGCGAAGAAGUUUGCUCUGCUAGAAGCGCAGAUCACAGCCAAGCUCAAGGAAUGGGGUGUGCUUCACAAGUUUGACAUCUUGGACUUCCAAUGGGUCGGUCGGCCAGAAGAAAAUCCGUCUUGUCAGCUUGCGUCCACGACAUAUCUCCGAGUCUUCGCACAAGCACAUGAUCGAGGCAUUGUGGCGAUGGUAUUAGGUGCGUACGCCACGAAUGCCAUGCAGCAUUUCGCCGGCUUCCACAGUUCUUUGGACAUGCGCACCGGUAUCCCGAAACCUUUCAUCGCCUUCUAUCCCGGCAUCAUAGAGCAAGCUGAGCUGAAGGAAGGUGUGGCCAUCAUCAACCCAACAACAGCAGAAGCGACUUGGCAUGGAAUCCAUCCGCCAAAGGAGACCGAGAUCUUGGCGCCUCGGGAAGACUACGAGCCAACAAAUCCAGUAAGCUUAGAGGCAUUCGGCGAAACCGUGAUGGCUCCCAUCGGUGAUGUCGUGUUGGGACGUAGUGGUGAUAAGGGCGCCAACGUGAACAUUGGUCUCUUCGUGCACACUGGUGAAGAGUGGGAUUGGCUUCGAACGCUCAUGACCAAGGACCAGCUCAAGAAGAUGAUGGGCACCGACUGGAAAGACUGGUAUCAUCUCGAAAGAGUCGAGAUGCCAGACAUCAAAGCCGUGCACUUUGUUGUGUAUGGACCGCUUGGGAGAGGCGUGACCAGUAGCAAGAUUCUUGAUGCCCUCGGGAAAGGCUUUGCAGAAUUUAUUCGUGCGGUCCACGUGCCGAUUCCCAAGAAGUUCCUUGAGAGUGGCAGGCCGAGGCUGUGAGAACGAUCUGUAGCAUUCCAUUAUGCGCGACAGCUUAUUGCAAGCUUGAGAGGCACUUGUCGUGAUGGAGGUACGUGAGCGUUGUACGUCUCGGGCUUAGACUGGACGCCGUGUUGCGAUUCUUGGCGGAGCUGAAUGUUUAGCCUCACAGUAGUGAGGGCCAGCAGUAGCACUUCACAGCCAAGCAUUUCUCGGCUGAGCAGCGAGGUGCACAUGAAGGAGCACCAAAAUCGCACUGCAACGCG
Pseudocercospora fijiensis CIRAD86 is the source of this 2186-nucleotide messenger RNA. RefSeq lists its product as uncharacterized. The transcript has a single exon. The record is from RefSeq and is a predicted model, not a curated record. Bases 1 to 1941 code for a protein of 646 amino acids. Lineage: Eukaryota; Fungi; Ascomycota; Dothideomycetes; Mycosphaerellales; Mycosphaerellaceae.